This is a messenger RNA of Neocloeon triangulifer, 2256 nucleotides long. RefSeq names its product maternal embryonic leucine zipper kinase-like. The transcript has 14 exons. Gene Ontology annotation, cellular component: cytoplasm. The record is from RefSeq and is a predicted model, not a curated record. NCBI's taxonomy places the organism in Eukaryota, Metazoa, Arthropoda, Insecta, Ephemeroptera, Baetidae. Bases 133 to 1986 code for a protein of 617 amino acids. Gene Ontology annotation, molecular function: protein serine/threonine kinase activity; tau-protein kinase activity; ATP binding. Gene Ontology annotation, biological process: protein phosphorylation; intracellular signal transduction; microtubule cytoskeleton organization.
UUCUCCUCACCAGCUGCCCAGGGAGUGUCUCAGCUGCACCGGUUAAAUAACGACACUCGUUGCUGGAAAAUUGCGAUUUUCGCCAAAAAUAACGCAUGUUUUGAAAAAAAGGCAGUCGCGAAAUCGCACAAAAUGUCUUCCAGAUCGGAUCCCAGCGUUGAGAAUGCAAGUGAUGAUUCAGACAGACUGUUCGUCGACGAGGAGGACACCAAGCACGAGCCGAUUCUCAGCGAACUGCAGGCCCACUUCGACCUUGGCGAGACCCUGGGCCAGGGUGGGUUUGCCAAGGUCAAAUUGGCAAAGCACCGAGUCACGAAUCUCAACGUUGCCAUCAAGUGCAUGGACAAAAUAGUUAUCGGGCAUGAAUUAAAACGGAUUUACAAGGAAAUAGAGGCGUUGAAAUCGUUCGACCACCCCAAUGUUUGUCGUCUUCUGCAGGUUAUUGAAACAAACACGAGGAUAUAUUUGGUGUUGGAAUACUGCGCUGGAUCGGAAUUAUUUGAUUAUAUUGUCAAGUCGCAAGAUUUGACCGAAGUCCAGGCGAGGAAGUUUUUCCGGGAUAUGCUGAGCGGCGUUGCGUACAUUCAUCACAAAGGCUACGCGCACAGAGAUAUUAAACCAGAAAACAUGUUGCUGGAUGAGAAUAAUCGAGUCAAGUUGAUCGAUUUUGGUUUGUGUGCAAAUCCUGCUGGCGGAUUAGAUGAGCAGUUGGCCACUUGUUGUGGUUCGUAUGCAUACGCAGCGCCAGAACUUCUCCGGGGCGUACAAUAUUUAGGUACCAAGGCUGAUAUCUGGAGCAUGGGUGUCGUCCUCUUCACCCUUCUCUGUGGUGAGCUUCCAUUUGAGGACAAAAACAUUCAAAACUUGCACAACAAAAUUCAAAAAGGGAGAUUCUCUGUGACCAAGCCGCUCUCUCCUGAGGCCCUGAACAUUCUCCACAGAAUGUUGGAUGUGAACGUCAACAGACGUAUCACCAUCGAAGAUCUCUGCAAGCACCCCUGGAUGCUUGCGGACGGUUCAAAACCAGUCACUUGGAAAAUGCCUUGCUUUUUGGAUAAUUUGGAUGCCGAAAUAGUCAGGCUGAUGGCCCAAGCUUUUAACACGGAUGACAAUAAGAUGGCUCAGGAGUUGAAAAGGUGGAAAUACGACGAGAAAACCAGCACCUACAUUCUUCUGCGCAUGAGAAAGGACAAAGGAAAGCCACUGCCGAGACUUAGGUGCUUGACCGCCAAGAGCAGAGCGCCGCCCCGGCCUGAGGAAAAGCAGAGUGGGACUGGAGAAACUCCGACCAGGGUGACAAGAGCAGGGAGUUUGAGAUCUCGAUCGCCCAAGCUGGGAGCAAAACGACAAGCACCACCUGAGGUGCCAGAGAGGGUCUCCAAAAGGCCCAAAAUGACCAACGAAGUUUCAACUCCAGCUCGAAGAAAUCCUCCACCUAUUCCUCGGACGCCUGUAGCCCCGACUGCAGUGAGGUCUCCUUUGACAACUCCCAAAUGCAAUGUUGCAACGCCGAAAAGUCAGAGGGUCUGUGCCACGCCGACGUCCACCAUGAAAACUCCAGUUCAACAAAAGAUCGAGCCGAAAGGGACGCCGUCCACCCGCAAGAGGGUCAUGCACGCCAUCAACAGCAUCUUCCGCACGCCCGGACCCAAAAACCAGAAGGACUCGCCCAAAGUUCUUGAUGAGAAGGCCAUGAACAACGUUUCGACAACUGCUUGUGACGAUCCUGACCACGUUCUGAAGGAACUGCGACUCGCCCUGAGAAAGCAGAAUAUUUUAUGUCACCAAAAAGGUUACACUUUGGAGGGAAGAAUUCGUCACUCUGACGGCAAAGUGCGCCUGUCCUUUGAGCUGGAGAUCUGCUUUGUGGGUCCGAGCAAGCAGGUUGGCAUUCGUCGCAAGAGACUCAAGGGUGACGUUUGGUGCUACAAGCAGGUCCUCGAACAGGUGUUGGCCGUCACUUCGCUCAACCAGAAGAACAAGUAGUGCAAUUGAUAUUUGAAUUCAACACAAAAAUACCAGAAAUUGUUAAUAUUUGACUUGUUUCGUUCGUUUUGAAACGACAAUACAGAGAUAUUGUAUAAUAUUCUUCCUUCGGCUUUUGAGAGGAAAAAUGUGGAUAUUACUCGCAUUUAUUGAUAUUACUAACCUCAUUUAUUUUACAGUAUGAAAGCAGCUUUAUUUUAUGUGCUUUGAAAAUACAAUUUAGCCAUAUUAGAAAAUAAGUUUAUUUUUUACCUGAAAAUAAAUUUUGAU